Messenger RNA from Closterium sp. Yama58-4, 12405 nucleotides. The record is from the annotation of a GenBank genome assembly. NCBI's taxonomy places the organism in Eukaryota, Viridiplantae, Streptophyta, Zygnematophyceae, Desmidiales, Closteriaceae.
AUGUUGGAAGAUAAACUGACAUCGAUACUGCAGAAGUAUUUGGGGGAAUACUUCUCUGGUUUGUCGAAGGAAGCGCUGAAAGUUAGUGUGUGGAAAGGUGACAUUGAGCUCAAGAAUAUUAGCUUGCGACCUGAAGCGCUUAGACGCCUGCAGUUACCAGUCGUAAUAAAGUCAGGAAUCGUGAAGGCCUUGCGCGUUCAGAUUCCAUGGAAGAGCCUCGGAAGGUCAUCCAUUGUCAUCCAUCUGAACGGACUUGAGCUUUUACUUGGACCCAACGAGUCUGUCUUUCUUGAUCCGGCAUCAGCUCUGAACGCCAAGCGCAAGCGCGUUCAAGAUGCAGAGGAGCUGAUCCUGUCUCGACGCGAUGCCAGCGUCGGAAAAGACACCGGAGAUACCAGAACCUGGCUGAGCACCAUUGUGGAUGGUGUGAUCGGGAACCUCAAGCUAAGCAUCUCCAACAUUCACGUUCGAUACGAAGACUCAUUGAGUGAAAUCCAUGGACCCGCAGCUGUGGGAAUCCAACUUGACAGGCUUGCUGCCUUUUCCGCUGACAAGGAUGUUAAGGAGACUUACGUGUCCGGUGGAGAGCUUGAUUGCACUCGAAAGGCACUGGAGCUGCAUGGUCUAUCAGUUUAUUGCCAGCCAUCAUCGAAUGACAUGACGACUGCAUCAAGUGAUCGCUGGCAGUUUUCAACCUCUGAAUAUCUGGUCGAGCCUUUGAAUGGAUCAGCAUCAUACAGUCGUGCAGGAAAGAACCAGACUGCGUCCUCGGGCUCCCCUCAACAAGAUCUUGCAGUGACGCUUGACAAUGUUUCGUUUGCGCUUUCAGAGGACCAGUAUCGGCUGAUUAUGAAGCUUGUUGACAAGUUUGCAGCUGCCCAACGCCGACAAGAGUUGGCUGAUAUCCGACCUUCGUGCAGCAUUCAAGAAUGUCCUUCAGCAUGGUGGUCAUUUGCAAUAAAGGCAACAAUGAAGAAAAUAAAGAAGGGACGAUCUUUCACGGACUGGAAUGAGCUUAUUCGCCGCACCAGAAUAAGGAACGCAUACAUCCCAUUGUAUGCCAAGCACCUUCUCCAAAGAGCUGUCCAAAAGCCCUUUGAAAGGAAUCAGGAGCUUUUGUCCUUGGAGACGGAUGUUGAACCAGAAGUUUUGCUACAGUGGAGGCUUGUCGCUCACGAGCUCGUGUCACAAGAAAUGAAAAAACAGAAGGGGAAAGCUCCUAGAAACACUGCCCUCCCGACCCACCUUGAUGCUGAAGACUGGACUCAGUUGCAAGCGCUGUUACCCGAGGCUACAAACAGCGAGACCACAGUUUCUGAGAUUGUGCAUACACGGUGGUCUGUUCAUGUGAAGGAAAGCAGAUCAGUUAUCAAGGAUCCCCAUGGCGUUUCCCUUUUGAGCCUCAUCUGCAAGAGGAUUCAAGUUGCAUCCAGUAUGCAUUUGGAAACCACAGAUAUCCAUGUUCAAGUUGGACCGUACUGUGUGGAGUCACCAGAGGGAGCACUUUUUUGGAGUGGGCAAGGACCAGAGAACACCCUGGAUUUUUUAUGUGUGAUGCAUCCUAAGGGACAGAACCUGGACUGGGUAUUACAUGGCUCAGUUGAGCAGGCUCAUGUUCUGUUCAUCAAGUCAAGCUUGGACCGCAUCAUUGAGUUCUUUCAGAGUAGCGACGCCUUGAGUCCUGCUCUUGCAUUGGACACUGCUGACGCUUUUGAGCAAACUGUUGAAGAGAUCAAACGCCAGGCCCAGGCACAGCUGACGAACUUUAUGCGCUCAGUUUCCCGAUUUGAGGUUGUCCUUGAUGUGUUUGCUCCUGAAAUCACAGUCCCACCUCUGUCUGAAGGCUUCCAAAGCACCAGAUUGGUGUUAAAUCUUGGCCACCUUUUCCUUAAUUCAAGGGCGCAGCCAAACCACGCAUCCACAUCAAGCACGACCUCGGACCUGUACAUGAAGUUCCAUGCCAAAUUGGAAAACGUUUCAGCCUGUUUCCAGAUUGUCAACACUGCCAGUCUUAGGCAUCAACCUGCAGCCAGAGAAUCACAAAUACUGAAAUCGAUUCCUGUAUUAGAAGACUGCAGUUUUGUGUCAUCAAUUGAAAAGAUCUGGGUACCUCAGCCUGAUUUUCCAACUUUGAGGAUCAGUGCAAGGGCUCCAUCUCUGGAAGUUCACUUUUCUCCUGAGAUACUCCAUUGCCUUUUGAGAUCAGCUGAGGCUCUGCGGGGAUGUGGCUCCCAAACUGCAUCUGUUGUGCCCUGGGAGUCUGCUGACUACAAAGGCUGCAUCCAUAUCCUCAUGAGACAGGGCAUAUCUAGUACUGAAAUUGCUUGGCAAAAGAGGGUGGGGGCUGUGGCUGGGACCUUUCUGUACAUAUUACCCCUGGAAAAUAGUCCUCUUACAUCGCUUGAAGUCAAAGAUCUUGUCUCGUGCGAUGCUGGGCCGGCAUGCCGGUUUCUUGCUCAAUCAAGCGAGAUGUUGAGAAACCCCAGCAUGUCAAAGGACUGGUCAUUGAGUAAGGAAGAGACAAGUGAGGUGUUUCAUGAUGCGGACGAAUCGUCAUUUCCGACGCAUCCAUCGCAAGAAACGAGUGGUCACCGGUCGAGCUUUUGGAGCAUGUCAGACUACUACGAUGCUGUGGACUUUCCAGUGGAUGGUGGAGAUAAGCCGCUGACAACCGAUGAAGUUCCUUCUCUUGAAAGCAGGCCUGCCUUGCUGGAUCGACCUUGGAAGAGAACAACUGCUUUUGUCCAAGUCCAGUACAUCAUGCGCGUUCCAGAUUCUCCAGAAUUUUCCGGCGUGAAUGCUGAGCUAAUAUUGGACCUGAGUGGCUUGAGCUUUUAUUGCAACCGACCCACUAUCCUGGCACUGAUUGGAGUGUCCUUAGACAUGGCCGCUGUGCCCACUUUUGUACCCGAACCAGCAAAGUCACAACCUGGAAGUGCAGCAGAUCCUAGCUCUCUACCAGUGAAGGCAGAGGUAGCAGAGGACAACGAGAGCACACUUUUUGGGUUGACUCUUUGUGUGGGGGACUUGCGGGUCACUUUGAAUGGAGAUGAUGGCCUUCCCCUAGCAGUGCUCACAAAACAGAAGCUUGUGUUCCAGUUACAGGUCUGUGCAAGCUCGUUUCUGCUUGAUGCUGAGCUUGGUCAGCUGCGAAUCUGUGACCUCAGCUUGGGUGAAGGGCACCAAUAUGGCCUGAUGUUUUCCCCAAGAAGCUCUGAAGGCCAAUCUUUUGCGAAGAUUACGCUGACAAGCUCCAGCAUUAGUUCAAAUGGAGGUGGUUCCGAAUACUCUCUCAGCGUGCAGACUUCUGAAAUUCGAAUGGUCUACCUCAACCGUUUUAUUCAAGAAGUUACGUCAUACCUUUCCGGGCUUUCACCACCACCCGAAGAAGACACAGAGCAGGUUCUUCAUUCUCCUGAAUCUGUUGAAGACCCGUCUGCACGUGCUGUUGAUGCAACAGCAGUAACACCAAUCAAGCUCGCUAUCUUAUUUGGCGAGUUACUGCUGCUGCUUCCAAAAUCUUCCUCAAGCGAAGAAUACCUAGAGUUUGAUGUGGGAAGGCUGGAGAUUUCAAAUUCGAUUGAAGUCUUGAAGCUGCUUGGUGAUGGCAACUCAAUUCACGAUAUUAGUCUGGAUGUCAUGAAAGUGGAGAUUGAUGGCAUUCGCCUGCAUACGAUGGCCAAGGGUCAUGUCACUGACAAUAUGAUCGCGAGGCUUGUGGGCCUUCAGGUGUUUAUUGAGAGACCUUUGGGCGAUCCGACUGGCCUCAUGCCUGGCUGCCAUAUCUCAGUGAAGGUUGGGCAUCUCCAAGGAGGAAUGUGCAGUGCAGAGUAUGCAACUGUUCUUGACUGUGUUUCUGGAAAUUUUUCGGAAAUGCCACGGUCGACCUUGGUUUCCACUGCAGCACGUGAUUCCACUCCAGUGGCCUCUGUAACACCAUUGAAGCAUGUGGAUAUGAAAUUAUCUGUCCAUAUCCAGUCCCUUGCACUCCUCUUGUAUGAAGGAUCUUCACGUGAAGCCACAUUCUCCAAGCUUCAGGUUUCCAAUCUAUCUCUUCGCCACUUCCUGCACAGCGGGGGCAUCUCGCAGCUGUUUCUGUCUAUUUUCCAGGUUUUCAUCAAAGAUCUGACCCCUGGAGUUGCCACAGAGGAGCGCUGGGUUUUGGGGACUGUGGAUGACAUGGAAGGAGUGAUUACAACAGUGGGAUCUGAAAGUGCAUCUUCUGCUGAUUGGCCAACUCAUCUCUCUUUGCUUCCUCGUGAACAAAGUGGGGCUGAGCAUAUCCAUCCGUCACUGCCGAUGCUGAUUCUGGAAUCUCAGUUCACAGGCGAUGUCCAGAGCUUGUCACUUAGGAUUCAACGCCCUCGGCUGCUGCUGGCUCCGCCAUUCAUCUCCCACCUUGUAAGUUUCUUCACUCGCUCUGAGGAUGUCGAAGCUGUAUCUGCCUCUGUUCCCCAAUGGAGAGAUGCGUUCCACCUUCACACACCAUACACGCUUCAGCAAGCACCUGGUGUCUUGGAGAUUUCCUCUCAGAGGCCACUUGUUGCUGAUGUGCCUGAAGUGUCAGCUUUCACUUUUGAUGGAAACGAGGGUUCCAUCGAAUUGGUGUGUGCUGAGCGUACCGAAGCUACUGCUGCUGAAGCGCCUCUGAUCAUCGUUGGCCCGGGAAAACACCUCCGCUUCAAGAACGUCCACAUCUAUGGAGCUGAAUGGCUUGCCUCUGUGAUUAAACUGGGAGCUGGAAGUAGUUAUUCAGUUGAUGAAGUUGAUGGUGUCAGAUUGCUGCCGAUGCGCCCAAAAGAUCGACCUUCUCAGCAGAUUGACAAGCCCAGAACUCCCCAGCCUGUGCCUGAACAAUCAUCUGGGCAUUGGAAGUUCAAUCUCCAGGUCAUUGGGAUGGAGUUGAUUGCCAUAGAUCAGGCACGAUGGGCAGCAAUAAAAUUAUCCUCUCCAGAAAACCUUUUGAGGCUCAAGGCUUCUCUUUAUGUCAGCAUUCAAACUGUGCGAGGCAUGUCAGAGGUGAACGUCGCAGUCAGGUCAUCCGGAAUCAGCACAGGCUCAGGGUUGUGCGUGAUAGAGCCUGUUGAUUCUAGAAUGAGGUUCACAUCCUCAACAGGCUACACGGACAUCCAGUUUUCAGUUUCCAAUCUGCGUACCCACAUCACGCUCAACACGCUGGAGAUCAUCCUGAGGAUGCAGGAGAAGUACAUGAGCUCCGUGUACAGUGUUGCUGAAAAGCCUCAACAUUUGUGCUUGCAGUUCAAGAAGGUGUGGGCCUAUGCAGGAAGGUCUGACAUGCAGAGGAUUUCGUUUUGGAGACCAAUUGCGCCGCCAGGGUUUGUUGUGCUGGGUGACUGCUUGACAACAGAUGAUGCUCCCCCAACCAGAGGGGUGUUAGCUUCCAGAGUGCUCUGUGUGGGAGCCAAUUCCUCCCCUGGAUUUGUGGCUGUAGGUUGUGUUGCCCAUCCAGGAGCACAGCCUCCCUCAGCGUCUGCUGUGUACUGCAUAGAGGCGUCACAUGUGUGUCCUGCAGCACUUCGUGGCUGCAUAACGGUGCAAAUGAAUGACGGUUUGCAAUCGUUCAAGCUCUGGAGGAUCGAGAAUGCAUUGAACACAUUUUCUGCCCGACAGGAACAGGAGGCUGCUUGUCAGCAAGUGGAGGCUUCAAUGUCGUUGGAAGUUCCCUCUGUGGCAAUCUCGUCACGGCAGCAAGAAGGAUUUCAACAAGCGCAUUUCUUCAAGCUUGCUUGGGAGUCACGCAGAGAGACUUCUAGCACUGCCAUAUCUGUGUGGAGGCCCCUCUGUCCCGAAGGUUUUGCGUUUCUUGGCGAUGUCAUCCACUCCGGGUGCUCUCCACCAGAUUCCAGUGUUAUCAUUGAGGAGGUUGAUGACAGUCUCCUUGUGAAACCAUCAAGAUGGAAGCUGUUGAAGUACAUUCCGGCUCAAGGCACACAAGACAGUGUUGCUUUUUGGUCAGCAAUUCCACCACCCGGCUACAGCUCCUUGGGAGUGGUUGUGACUACGGGGAAAACAGCUCCGUCCGAAGAUAGUUUCCGUUGUGUGCGGAAUGAUGCAUGUGUGCCUGUCAAAAUCGCUUCUGCUCCAGUUUUUGAGCUGGUCUCACGCAAGGGAAAGCCCUUGUGCAAGCUUUGGCCUGUCGAGAAUCAGAUUGGGUCUUUCUUGGUCACCACUAAGGGUCGAAAAGGGCCACCUCGGCGCCUUGGCUUGGGCAUCUUUGUGCUGGAUGAGCAGCAGCCAGUCUCACGAGUGUAUGUUGACGUCUCAUUACCGGUUUUCUCUGUCACCCUCUUCGAUGACUUUGGGAGCCUGAUGAGUCCACUUGUCAAGAUAAGCCUUGACAACCUGGUCGUGAAGUCUCUCUACUAUGGCACCAGUGAUGUCCAUCAGGUCUCCUCUGGCUGCAGUGUGGAUGCCUUCAACAAUCAGCAAGAUGCAUGGGAGCCCUUUUUGGAGCCUUGGCAUGGGAUGGUCAGGGCUGAGUUGGCUGGGAAGGAUGGCCUUGAGCCACCACUGUCAACUUGUCGAGUGGUGUCCAACAGCAAGGUGAACAUCAAUCUAUCGUCAAUGAACGUGAAUCACUUUGGAGAGGCGUACGCAGACUGGCUGAAGCUCCUAGAAGCCAAGGAGGAUGCAGAAAGGGUCAUUCACAUGAUCGAGCAUGAUAAGGAUGAGGAAGGGGACACAGAAGAGUACACACAUGCAACGGAGCGGCGUGCUUACAUUGUGCAGCACAACUCAUCUGGCAUUGAUCUAUUCUUUCGAGUGGUGGACAAAAAGUUGGAGGCGAGAGUGUUCUGCUUGCCGUCUGGCAGCCAGGCUUGCAUUGUGGUGCCACCGGAGACCAGUUCUUUACAUCCGUCACCGGAGCAUCACAGCGGCGUCCAAAGUGGUUCCAUUCUCGCAUUUGGUGUCGGCGACUUGCAGAUUCCCAAGGAGCUGGCUUCUAAUCCAGAGGAGCUUGUCUGUUCUGUCUCGUUGACCUCAGCCAUUAAUGUCAAUGGGUUUCAGUGUGCUCAGCAUGCACGUACAAGCAUGAAGGUUCCUGCAAGUGCUGGGAACUCGUGGCUGGUUUCUUGGAACGAGGUUUUUCUUUUCGAGAGCACGCUAGAGGAAGGAGAGGCGGUGUGUGUUGUAGUGGAACGAAGCACUGUCAGAGGUUUGGUUCUUUUCAGUUUCACUUGGGCUGUGAAGCCUGAUGUGAAUAUGACAGAACACAAAAAUUGCACCACAGGCCACUCUUGGCUCUCCUCCAAUCUUGAGCCUGUGUCUAGCGACCAUGGCACUGCUCAGCUCAGUGUAUUCCACCACUUUGGUAAGAUUGGAGCUGAUGGAAGAUUGGAACCUCUGGAUGAAGUUUCGGACUUGCCUAUCCGGGAGCAGUGGCAGCCAUUUCAGAUGUCACUGACAAAGGAUGGGCCAUGGUCUCCCAUUAACUCUGUCUAUGGCGGUGGUGUUGUUCCCAAACAACUGGGUGGCACCAUGCUGGCUGUUCAAGUGUCCAUGGUUGAAGGGGAGAAGCAUCUGAAUGUCAGGUCAUUGGUGGCUCUAGUGAACAAGACAGAGGCUACACUGGAGGUCUGUCUGUGCCCACGCUCACUAUUGUCACAGUUUUCCAGUGAUGAGCACGACCGCGCUACCGUGCAUGCUGCUGUAUCAGAACGAGUAAGGCAAGGUGCUUCUCAGGAUGAGGGUGGUGGUGUAGAAGUUGAAGUUGUUGAGAUCUUUGAGAACGAAAGACAUCUGCCCUUCCUGGGUUGGAGCUCCUCAAACCUUCUUCCUAUCGACCCCAAGGGCUGGAGCGACCUCAAAUCAAAGUCGUCCUCAAAGUGCUUCAAGGAGCCUGAGCUGCCUGCUGGCUGGAUCUGGAGUUCCGACUGGCACAUUGAAGUUUCUGAGCAUGUGGACAAGGAUGGGUGGGCGUACUUCCCAAGCUUUUUGGAGGCAUCUUGGCCACCCAGAGGCACUGCACGUCGGGUGAAAGGAUUUCCCGAUGCUGUCCGAAGGAGGCGGUGGGUGCGUUUUCGGCAGCAGUCACCACUCGCAAAAGCACCUGGUCGAGUUAUUUGUGGCUUGGUCGAACCAGGCAGCGCACUUCCUCUUCCUGUCCUACCUUCAUCAACAGAACAGACUGACCCGUGCAUCCAAAUCAGGCCGUAUGUUGCACCGUCUGACGAGUCUGCAACCACUGCCGUCCCAUUUUCAUGGGGAUCUGUUGAUAAGCAUGCAUCAAAGGUGAUCAAGGACACCUCCACCUCAAGGCAGGCGCUUCCUCCCUUCUCAGACUUCCCUUUGCUAACCCUUGGAAAGACUCAAGAGUUGUUGUCCUGUCAGCGAUCAUCAACAGACAGUGAGCACCCAGAAACCCGCUGGAUGCUGGUGGAGUCGAUCGGCACCCCGUUAAGCAAGCGCUCAAACUUCACCCCAACCAUGGACUGGGAGAUUGUUGCAGAAGCGCCCAUGACUUUCUGCAACUUGUUGCCAGAGCCAAUCACUCUGUCCAUCUGGAGCUCUGAUCCCCUAUCAACUGAUGUUCUGCUGAAGGAAGAUGGUCUGGUGUUGGAACCCGGAGCCAAGAAGGGCAUCUUGUCUGUGCACCCAAAGGGUCGUCUUCUAGUGUGUCUGAAGAUUUGUGAUGUGUGGGUUCCACGAGACGAGUCUGAGGAGCGUUUGACAAUCUUUCACCCACAAAAGCCUCUUCCGUCAGAUGUCACUCUGAUGCAUAAAGAUACGCACAGGCAACUUCAAGUGUCCAUUGAUCGGACUUGGUCUGCCACCUUUGGCACGCUGAAGGAGGUCAUCUUCUCAGUUCCCUGCUGGGUAGACACAGCUGGCUGCCCGCCCUUGGUCCUCUCCCUGUCUCAUGGGUCUUCUGUUGCUGCCAUAGCUAGUGGUUCCUUCCACAGCCUCAAGCGGGCAUGGACAGACCGCAAGUGGGAUGGUAAAACUUCAAGAAAUCUGCUGCAAAGCCAACUUCACAAGGAUGAGGUGGUGCACGUGGGGCCCGAGGGGCGAAGCACGGUGAUGCUGUCUAAGUGUGAUGACACCUCUGUCAUUCGCUUUGCACUGGAUAGAGCAGGAGGCGUAGAGGAGUAUGGGCCAGACCUGUCAAUUGCAACUGUUCAGUCUCAGAGCACUAUGUGUGACUCACAGGCCACAGCAGCUGAUGGCUCAUAUCUUCCACUUGUGGCUUUCAUGGACGUCAGCCCUUUCGGCUCUCAAGCUACAAAGGUGCUGAAGGUCCGGCCCUUGCUCACUCUCACUAAUCGAUUGGGAGAACCAGUGUUUGUGAGACCACCAGGGUCAGAGGAGCAUAUCACGGAGUUGGCUCCAUCUGACUGGCACAGGCCACUUGUUUACCCACGGGGCUUUGGAGCGGACACAUUUCAGGUUCGUACUAGUUUAUCCGAGUGGAGCUAUCCGCUCAAGCUUUCUGUGGAUGCUGAGGUGAUCGCUGUUGUACGACUGCUGAGAGACAAUUCCCGCCACUUCAUUCGAAUAGACGCCCGGUCUGGAGGGGCCACGUCCAAGCAUAUUAUAUCAUUCCGGUUCGGAGGUCUUCACCUUCCAUUCAAGCUUGAAAAUCAUUCCAGCCACUCUGUCUAUUUCCGGCAAAGUGGUCUACCCAUGACAGCAUGGGAAGUCCUCCUUCCUAAAUCAGCUUCUGCGUUUGCUUGGGAAGUCCCAGACGAAGAUCACUUUUUGGAGGUUUAUGCCUGGCCAUGUAAUGAAGCUUCCGGUGACUUUUCAGGAAGCAGGGUGAACCUUCCAGACACCUUGCUGUACGAUCUAUCAGAGCCAGGAGAUCUUGCCUCGCUUCCUCUGCCUGCUGCUGGUCAUCUGCGCGUUCAGUCAUUUGACUGUGAUAGUGUCCGCAUCGUUCGCUUCACGAAUGGUGGAGGUAUGACCGGGGAGGAGGAGGGGGAGCAGCAACAGCAGCAGCCACAGCAGAGGGAUGGUGAGGUGGCUGCACCUGCUGGCUCGACUCUUGAGCAGCAGCAGAGCGCCAAUGUCGUGAACAAGGGCUCGAGAAUGGAGAUCAGUUUGGACCUCAUGAGUGUGGGGUUGUCGAUCAUUGACCAGCGACCUCAGGAAUUGCUGUAUGCGUUUUCAGAAGGUUUCCUGCUGGAAUACCAUUACGACGGGCGAGAUGACUCAAGCAGGGUGAAGCUGAUACUGAAGAGUCUGCGCAUUGAUAACCAGCUGCCUCUGUCUCCCUUGCCGGUGCUCCUGUUCUUGGAGCAGAAAGGCAUGCCUGAAAAGGACUAUGUCUUCAAGUUCCUUGUCUUAUCUCGUGGCAGCAUGAAGCAAGACGAAGUUUGCUACCCAAAACUCACGCUCUGGCUGGCACAGGAGCCGUGGCAAGUGAAUGUACAUGAGGCCAUUGUGUGGCGGCUGUGGGAGCUCUUGGAAAGCAUUUGCUGGGAGCACUUCUCUCCAGCAGAGAGUGGUGGAGUUGACGGAGGGGCAGUAGCUGCUGUCCAGGUUGACCCAAUGAUUCGCAUAGACCGCCUUGUUGUCUCGGAUGCUCACCUCAAGCUUACGCUUGAAGCUGCCCCGACAUCCCGUCCGGCACAGCUCCUUGGCGCAUGGAACAGUCUCGUCACUGCAGCAGGCAACACCAAGCGCAUGCCGGUCCGGCUGUCAGGGGCAACAGCUGAGUCGAGACGACUGCGCAGGAGCAUCUUCAUGGAGGCAGUGGUGCGGCAUGUGCUGCGGGAUAUCCUGCACCAGUCAUUGCGCCUGCUGUCCGGUGUGGACGUGCUGGGGGUCAUCAGCUCCACGCUCACUGCUCUCGGACAUGGAGCUUCGAGGCUCGUUCACAAAGAGGACAUGGUCAAUAGGCACUUCCAGCAGGCUCUUGGCAAUCAGCUGGACAACGUUGGAGAGGGCCUUCUUUAUGGUGCUGAGGCGAUGGCCAAGGGAGUGGCCUUAGGGGUGACUGAUGUCCUUGUCCGUUCUCGCUCCGGCUAUGAGACCCAUGGCCCACCAGGACUGCUCCUUGGGCUCAGCAAGGGCUUGGCAGGGCUUGUGGUGCAUCCAGUGACAGGCUGUCUGCACUCUCUGGCGUUCCUUGUCGCUGGCGUGGAUGCGUCUACUGCUUCAUGUGCUCGCAUGGUGCAGCGCAAGCCUCAGCUGCAGCGACUGCGUCUGCCCAGGGCGAUCUCUGCUGAUGGGGUUGUCCACGAGUACAGCAAGGAUGACGCAGUUGGCCAGAUGGUAUUGUUCAUGGCCGAAGCUGGCUCAUACUUUGGGAGGCAUGACAUUUUCAGGGACCACUCCAAGUUCGCCCUUUCAGAUGCCUACGUGAAUCACAUUCUUCUGCCCAACUGCCGCAUCCUACUAAUUACCAGUCGCAGGGUGAUGAUGCUCGAGUGUCCUGUGGAUCCAGCAGGCCAGCCUGACUCACUUGCCCUGGUGCAAGGUCCAUCCCUUGUGCGGUGGGAUGUUUCUUGGGACAACCUUCUGGCUUUGGAAACCAAGCCCAUUCCUAGCUUCCCUCGGCCAGUGGUCUGUGUGCAUAUGCGAGAACCUACUCCUCAACGCCUCUAUGCCAUCAUCCGCUGCCGAGAAUCACAUCCUGCUGAGCACGUGCUGGCUGACAUUGCCUCAGCAUUUGAGACCUAUGGUCCGAAACCAGUCAAUAUCCAAGCAGCACAGGUCCCAAAUGAGACUCCUCACCAUUCGUUCCUGUCCGCUGCCAGCAGCCAAUCCUCUCUCUCUCUCACCUCUUCAUCAGCCCGGCCCAUCCAGCCAACACAGUCCAGGAGGUUCGGUCGCCAGCACAGCGUUCGAACCUCCGAGGCGGCACUGGCGAUCGGCCGGUCUGCUCUCACUAACAUUGGAUGGGUCUAUCUCUCAAUCCCUUUCCAGGAUGCUGCUGAAGCUGGGCAUUUUGCGAUUUGGAAGCCAGUGCCUCCAGAAGGGUACGUCUCCCUGGGGGAUGUGGCAUGGCGAGGCCUGACUCCCCCUCCAGCUGUGCGGGUGCACUCCAUCACGCCAACUUCACUGGCUGCUGGUUCCGCCAAAGCAUUUGCCACGCCGAAGGACUACUUUCUUGUGUGGAGGAAUCGAGUUACCAAAACUCAAGAUCCAGUCAGUAUAUGGAGGCCUAUCCCUCCAGAGGGGUAUGUUGACAUGGGCUGUGUGGCAGUGGGGGGCUACGACAAGCCAACAAAGGGUGACUCCCGCUUGACAGUGCACUGUGUUCGCCAGGACUUGGUGAGGCCUGCCGAGGUGGAGGAGGUGGAGCUGUGGCAUACUGCAUCCAGGUGGGAACAUUCAUGGGGUUGCCAUGUGCAUCAGGUCAAUAACGCGGCAAGAACAUUCAUUGCGGUUAGAAGUAGAGAGGAAAGGGAGGGUAUUGAGAAUGGGUGGGAUGUUUAA